This is a messenger RNA of Moneuplotes crassus, 5720 nucleotides long. The record is from the annotation of a GenBank genome assembly. Lineage: Eukaryota; Ciliophora; Spirotrichea; Euplotida; Euplotidae.
AUGGAACUAGAAGAAGAUAAGACUGACUACGACAGGCUGUACAGUGACUCUUUUACUAAGAAGAUCCCAUUCCCGAUGAUGAAGUAUGAUGUUUGCAAAUUAAGCCCUGCUGCAGAUGAUGUGGUCUACACUCUUGCCACAUCGAGUGUUAAAAAGGAGACGAAGUUCAGGCUGUUCACUAGCAAGGCAAGGAAAGAAGCCUUAACUCCUGUGCUUGAGAAACUCAGAGCUGAAGCUAUGAAGAAAUCUAAAGGAGAAACGAAGGAAGAAAAGAAGAACGAAGAGCAGAAAAAAUCUUUGGAGGAAAUGAAGACAAAAGAACCAGAUCAUUUGCAAACUAAAGAGUUGACGCUUAAAAAUGAGAAGAAAGAAACUGCAAACCCUUAUGAUGAUGACAUGGAGGAUAGUAAGAAAGAGCCAGAAGGCCCUCAACCAACUGAUGGUAUCGUUAGCAAAGCCCAAAUGACUAUUGAAAGUGAAGGGCUGCUAGAAAGACCAGAGACUCCUAAAAAGAAUGAGCUUGAAAUAUCAACAAAGAAGAUUUCUAACCCUCGAGAUGAGGUUAUGAAGUCAUCUCAAUCUCAAAAUCGCCCUAAGAGUAGACAAGGAGACCUCAAUAAAGAGACUGAGAAGGAGAGUUUUGAAGAGGUAUUUGCAAAGAGUUCAGAGAUUAGGGAUCCUAAUGCCUCUGGCAAGCUCUUCAUUAGAUGGAAGGUAGACAAGACAGGGUUCAAGAAGGAUAAAGAAAUGUACCUGAAGGGAAACAUGAACAGCACAAUUGAGUUUUCAAAAGAUGGUAGAUUUAUCUUACUCUCAGGCAACGACUCACGAACUGUCUACGUUCACAGAGCUGAUAACCUCGAAUUGGUUCAUGAAUCCACGCUAACAGCAAAGGACAGUAAUGGCAAUGAUGUCACUUACUUUUAUGACACAAAAUUGUCAUAUGAUGGGUCUUACCUGGUCGGCGGUGACUCUUACUCAAGAUAUAUAUUCAAACAGAAUGGGGAGUUUGUUAAAAGAAUAGAAGGAAGGAAUAUGUACUCAAUUUACCAGUUUACAAAAACUGAGUUUGCAGGUUGCAAGAAUGCCGAUGAUACCUAUACAAAGACUAAUCUCAUCGCUAUAGACUUCAUCGAAGAUAAAGAAAGGGUCAUCUAUGAGUUUGACUCUUAUGUCUCUACUAUAUACUUUAACAACGACAACUCAGCGUUUUGUUACGACAAAUACCCAAAGAUAUACUAUGUUGACCUCAAGGCAAAGAAUGUGGAAGCUGUAGAAUUGGUCAAGGAAUACUACUCUCUCUCAAAUGUUACAUUUAGUGGAAAUAAAGUUGGUAUUUGAUAUCAGCCAAACUGGAAAUGUCUCAAUGUUGCUUGUUUUGAAGAUGGCAAGCAGACUUGGAAACAGACCAUUGAUAAGAGUUAUCUCUAUACCCAAGGAAUGAAGUUCCUAAAUGAAGACGAUGGACUCUACAUGGUCGAGCUAAACAAUGGAAAGAUGAUCGUCCAUAGUAUCCUUCCUGGUAGAUACAGUACUUACUCUGUGAAAGCAAUCAGAAACAUUAUUUUCCAAUACCCUCUUAUAUCUUACGUUUGGGGUACACGGGAGCUGUGGGUUCAGGAUCUGAAUAACAAAACAACGAUUUACUAUUUUGAUGAUCCCAUUGUUGCUACAGAGAAUGUCCACAAUGUCAUUACAGAGAAGAACUCAAAGAUGGAGCUUGGAAUGGUGUUCCAAAGAAAGGAUCAAUUCCAAACUGCCAUCAUGAAACUGGACAUGAACACGAACACCAUUGAGUAUGAUAGAAGAAGUAUUGAGAAGACAGAUAUAGAAAGUGAUAAGAUUAAGGGCUACUACCGUAUCCCUUUUCAGAAUCCUGAGACUAAGAGUGUUGAGAAUGCUAUAAUGAUCCACCAGAGUGAGGCAUUAUCUGUCCUGUCUCUUCAAAACAAGUCAAUGAAAUAUGAGAUAAAGAAGAAUUAUAAAUAAGCAUGCUGUUAUCAACAUGAAGAAAACCAAAGCAUUGGUCUUAUGGAAGUUUAAAGGUGACAAACUUGAGCUUAUGAGACUGCCUUACGAUCCCACAAGCACAAGUGCUAUCUCUAAGGUCUAUGAAGCUGACGAGGAAAUCAAAGAUUGCAAACUCACUUACAUCAAUGGAAAAGAGUAUAUUGCUUGUGUUGACGAGCCUAAAUAUAUCAAGAUUCUUGAAGUAGCAGAUUCAGGGGCUCAGAAGAUGCAUAAAGUCAAUAUUUUCAAAGAUUACUAUGUUGAUACAUACUUUGCUACUAGUCCUGACCAAAAUACUCUAAGAGGUUAUGGAUACUGUAACGGUAUGCUUUAUAGUGGCAAUGGGACUACUAUCUUGCAAGAAAAGGGAAAAGAAAAGGAAGGAAAGUUUACUGCAAUUUAUUAUUCAAAAUUCUCUCUUGAAUAUGGCUCUUUCAAGUUUCCAAUGGUUUCAGAAGAUUUCAUUCUAUAUUCUUUGAAUCCAGAGUAUGAUUCAACGUAUACAACUCAGAAUCAGAGUUUAUUGCUAGCUCCUCCAAUGAAUUCUUACGAAAUCAAGCAGAGAGAGAUGAAUGAGGAUGACAAUCAAGAAAUAUUCUGUCAUUUUGAUGACAAAUACAUUAUUUAUUGAACCUACAAAGUUCUGGAUAAGUAUGACCCUGAAGCGGAUGAAGAUAGGCUCAACCAUGGGGCUGAAAUCAAGAUUGAUGUAUGCAUGCUCAACGGAGAGAUCAUUCAAACCGUCUAUUUACCAGAGAAAUUUGAUUCAACUGACCACCCAGUAUUCUCACAGAGUGGUGAGUACUUUGUGGUGCCUGGUGCAUUUAUUAAAGAGGACCAAAAGGAGUUUUAUGAUGAACCUACAAAAGAUAAUUCAGAGAAGGCUAUGAGAGUAUUCAAGAUAGUUCCAACUAGUGAUUACAAGAAAAUGAUGGAAGAAAACAAAGAUAAUAAUAUUACAAACGUUAAUGCUAAUUUUCAGACUACCAACAUCAUCGAUAUUGAAGUCCAUAGCACUCAUUUGAUCAAAUACCCAAGCAAAGAGAAGAAGGAUGAAGAAAGAGGUAUUUAUGUGGUUGAUCCUGAUGAAAUUGACUGUGAUAAAGAAAGUAUCUUUGUUGAUAAUAAAGGCAAUGCCAUCCUCUACCUACCUCCUCGAGAAGUGUUCCAAAUUAACGAGAAGAACCUUUGGCAUCAGUAUAUGUCAAUGCUGAACGACCAUGACUUUCUUCUAGACAAAAUAGAGAUCUUAAAGUUUGGCCAGAAUGUGUUUGUGAUUAAGCAUUUUGAAGAUAUUUUAAAAGUUAGAUAUAAAGGAGCUAAGAUCAAGUCUUCAAAAAUGCUAAAGCAUAAAGCUGUAGAUAUUGAAGAGCAAUGUGACUUGGAGCAAAUUAUAAUUCCUAGGAAUCCUAAAUACCUGAUAUUUGUCUAUGACCUGAAUGGUGCUUCGACUAUCAUUACCUGGGACACACAAAAAUAAUAUUGAGUACAACAACUUCUUAGGAAGAAAAGGAGAUGUAAUCCGAGAUUACAUUCAUGGCAAAAACUCACAAUUCGGAUUCAUGUGAUUUGACAAAUACUUUGUCGAAAUACAAGCAGGAAUUCCAAUUCCUUUCAUGACCAGGAAGAUGGAAACUAACUCCAAACUUUAUGGGCAAGGAAUCAGGAUCAACUCGAAUCAAGAUAUGAUGCUUGCUAGAGGCUCUUUGAUCACUCCUCUGUGAUAUAAAGAUAUUUAUUAUCACAAGAAUAAGGGAUUAGAAAAUCUUGACAUGGAGAAAGUGGUGUAUUACAUGAAUAAAACAUCAGCUGUUUUUGACUAUAUUGACCAUUUUGAAAACUUAAAAUUAGUUCUGGACUUGUUUGACAAGGAACCUCUAUACUAUUCAAUGCUGGUAAUCGACAAUAAAGAAGGAAAGUCAGCUCUCCAGAUUGCUAUCGAGAAUAAAUCAGCUAAGAUUAUUGAGCUGAUAUUGAACUGCUUAUUAAAGUUAGAUCACUUUUCGUUGUCAAGAAAGAUUUUCAAAAAUUUCACGUCACUUUUCACAAUGAAUUUGAAGUCAUUUGAGAAGUAUUUGAAUUCAUGCUACUUCAUCACUGAGCAAAUGAAGUCAAUCCAGAAGUUGCAAAUUGCAAAUGCUGAUAACAGUAUCAGAGAGAGCUUCUCAUGCUCCAUUCUUGACAAGAACUUCUAUGAGAAGUAUAAGGUGCUCAAUGCUGAUGAUAAAGACAAAGACAAAGAUAAAAAUGAGGGUUCAAAGCCAGCAAAAUUCAGCCAAGUAGCCCCCUAUGGAGGAUCGCUCAAUAAAUCCUAUGGAGAAAAAUCAGGAGACCCCUGGAGCUCAGAUCAGAUGCAGGAUGACGACGAAGAUGGUAUCUUCUUUGAUGAAGAAAUUAAUAAGUCUAAGAGAGUCAGUAUCAAAGGAAUUGAAUUUGACUGGCUGUUCAAGGGUAAAACUGCCCACAGGUUUUUGAAGGACCUCAGUGAUUCAAAGAAUAUUCAUAUUUUUGGACAACCUAUCAUCAAGGAUAUUAUCUUGUUCCAGUGGAAGUAUUUUAUGGAAGCUAUCAUUUACAAGUUGUUCAUCCCUUAUAUGAUAUAUUUUGCAUUAUUCUGAGUGUACUCCACUUGGCUUAUGGAAGACCAGUAUCUUGAGAGUGAUAGCAAUGGGUUUUAUCAUAUUACCAGUUAUGCAUUCGGAGGAAUAAUCUUGUUGUUCAACAUCUUCUGGGCUUAUGUUGAACUCAAGCAGAUCAUCUUUCAUAAAAUAGACUAUGUAAAAUCGUUCUGGAACUUGCUGGACUUGCUUACUGUUGUUACAAACACCGCAGUUGUUAUUAUGGACUACACAGGAGCUCAUUUUCAUGACAAGAACAGAAUCUCAGCUAUGGCAGUGCUUAUCUUGUACUUCAAGUUGUUUUAUUUCUUGAGAAUCUUCUCCUCUACUGCAUAUUUAGUGAGAAUGAUUAUUGAAAUUCUAAAGGAUAUGAAAUUUUUCGUCACGGUUCUGAUGCUUGCUACAAUCGCCUUCGGGAAUGCAUUCUAUAUACUGGGGAGAAACUCCCCUGAUGGAGAAAACUUGGCAGGCGACAACUUCAUUGAUGCUCUGAUCUUCUCCUAUAAGAUGGGGCUUGGAGACUUCUUGACUGAUGACUUUGGUACUAGAGAUGAAGAGAUUCUCUGGAUCUUCUUCUUGGUUAAUACUCUUAUUGUCCUAAUUGUGCUGCUCAAUUUGAUCAUUGCAAUCAUGGGUGACACCUUCGAUAGGGUUCAGGAGACUCAAGAGAAAUCCAUGCUGAAGGAACUGACUGAUAUGAUCAGAGAAAACGAAUUCUUGUUCUCAAGAAGCAGAGCUUUUAAAAACUCUAAAUACAUUAUUGUUAUUGAACCAGAGAAGGCUGAAGGAGGAGGAAAUGUCAGUUGGGAAGGAAGGCUUAACCAGCUCAGAAUAUUCAUCCAGGAAUCAUCUGAGAAGCAUAUUGCACAUCUUCAGAAGCUACAAGAAGAGAUCGAGAAUAUAGCUUCCUCUGCGCUAGAAGACAAGAUGAAGCCAUCAGAGGACAGAGUUAAUCACAAAUUAUCCGAAUGAGAUAACAGAAUCAGCUUAAUCAAGAAAGGAGUCGAAGUCAUUGUCGAAGAAAAUGAGAUGUUGAAAAAGGAAAUAGAAGAGUUAAAGAAAAAAUAAAAAUAAUUUAACUCAUGUUGAUUU